CUCCGUUUGUGGGUGGGAGGGGGACGAACGGUGUCCACAUCCUCAUCUGAGAGGCUUGUAAUAAGCUGAAGAAUCGAUUCCCUACAUUUUCUGGUAGGAUUGGUUUGCUUCUGUCUUUUGGGCUAUCCUAACUGCAAAUCUUCACAUGUUGGAGUACUGACUGUGAAUUGGGUAUGAAAGUGGUGUGCCUUUCAUGCACCCCACAUACUCUUCCUUCGAGAACCCCAAAUCCCAAGUUUGGCUCAAAGGAGGCUCUUCUCUUUCUUCGAAAUAGUGCCAGUUUGAAGCAGCUGAAGCAAAUCCAUGGGAAAAUAAUCCGUUUUGGUCACUCCCAUGACCAAUUGCUUGUCAGGAAGCUCCUACACCUCAGUUCCUCUUAUGGGGAUAUGGACUAUGCCACUGUAGUAUUUAAUCAGAUCAAAGCUCUGGAUACCUUCACUUGCAAUGUCAUGAUUAGGGCUUAUACUAUCAGUGGUUCCCAUGACCAGGCCCUUCACAUUUUCACGCUCAUGUUAUGUCAAGGCCCUACGCCUGAUAAGUUCACGUUCCCUUUUGUCAUAAACACUUGCUUAGCUUGUUGUGCCCUGGCUUUUGGAAAAGUAGUUCAUGCUCUUGCAAUCAAAAUGGGGUUUUCGAGUGAUAUAUAUUUGCAAAACACUCUAAUGAAUCUUUACCUGAAGUGUGGAAAUACAGAGGGUGGGUAUAAGGUGUUUGACAAAAUGCGUGGGCGAAGUGUGGUUUCAUGGACAACCAUGAUUUCAGGGCUUGCUGCUUGUGGACAACUGGAUGAAGCCCGAAGAAUUUUCGAGCAAAUGCCAUCUAAGAAUGUGGUUUCAUGGACGGCAAUGAUUGAUGGGUAUGUAAAAGACCAGCAACCAAUAGAGGCUUUCAGGUUAUUUCAAAGAAUGCAGCUUGAAAAUGUGAUGCCAAAUGAAUUCACAGUGGUAUGCUUGAUUAAAGCUUGUACUGAGGUGGGAAGCCUAAAGCUAGGCAAAUGGGUUCAUGAUUUUGCUCUCAAGAAUGGGUUUGAUCUUGGGAUCUUCAUGGGAACAGCUCUGAUAGACAUGUACAGUAAGUGUGGUAGUUUGGAAGACGCCAUGAGAGUGUUCCAUAAGAUGCCAACCAAAGGCCUAGCUACUUGGAAUUCAAUGAUCACUAGCUUGGGUGUACAUGGGAUGGGAAAUGAAGCUCUUUCCUUUUUCCAAGAGAUGGAGAACACAAAUGUAGCUCCUGAUGCUAUCACUUUUGUGGGUGUUCUAAACGCUUGUGUUCAUAUCAAUGACUUGGAGAAAGCUGAGAAGUACUUCAAUCUUAUGACUGAACAUUAUGGUAUAACACCUGUGAUGGAGCAUUAUAAGUGCAUGAUUGAACUCUAUAGUCGUGCUAAUAGGUUGGAUGAAAUUUACUCACUAUUGAAGCCAAAUUGCAGCACGGUUUUGGAAUUGAUCCAGGAGAGGAAGGCUGGUAAUAGUGGUGAUAAAAAUUACUUAAGUUCACUCCAGGUUUAAUGGAGGCUUGAAAUGCUCAGGACUAUUUGUAGGCCAUCCUUCCUCGAACUCGCCAUCUUUGCUUCAUUGCUUCUAGUGGAACAUCUGCUGAUAUCAAUCAAAAUAGAUGAUUUGAGAUUCAACGUCGUCUGUCAUAUGCGAGCUUGACGCAACGAUAUCUCUCUCUGAAGCUUUUUUUUUUUUUUUUUAACUUUAUACAAGAAUGACGUAUUUGAAUGAAGAUAUAUGCAGUUGGAUGCUUGCCAGUGACAUGGCUUGUAAGUUGCAGUGACCCCAUUCUUUACCCUGUAAAAUCUGAAAGAAAUAUAGCCUUUCAAUCUGGGCACUCAGUUCCUAUGAAA
Messenger RNA from Neltuma alba, 1849 nucleotides. Its product is annotated as pentatricopeptide repeat-containing protein At3g26630, chloroplastic. NCBI's taxonomy places the organism in Eukaryota, Viridiplantae, Streptophyta, Magnoliopsida, Fabales, Fabaceae. The transcript has a single exon. The record is from RefSeq and is a predicted model, not a curated record. Gene Ontology annotation, biological process: RNA modification. Gene Ontology annotation, molecular function: protein binding; RNA binding. The coding region runs from base 174 to 1508 and encodes 444 amino acids.